Molecule: messenger RNA, 802 nt
Organism: Arabidopsis lyrata subsp. lyrata
Lineage: Eukaryota; Viridiplantae; Streptophyta; Magnoliopsida; Brassicales; Brassicaceae
Product: late embryogenesis abundant protein 1
Exons: 3
Coding region: 174-518 (114 amino acids)
Source: RefSeq, a predicted model, not a curated record
CAAUGGUAUAUUAUUUUCCAUGUGUUAGUGAGAUGCUUAGAUUUAGGAUUUUACUAAAAUAUACAUUUUUCGAAUUGUAUAAAUACCACUAUAAUACAUAUCAAUCCCUUCAAGUAUUUUCUACAAACUUAUAAUCUUAAUUAUUUAAGACAUUUCACAGAUCAACCAAAAAUAUGUCGUCGAGCCAGCAAUUGAGCCACAGCGCCGGAGAAGUCACCGGUCAAGUUCAGCUGAAGAAGGAAGAGUACUUGAACAAUGUAUCACACGCAAUGAACCAGAAUGCUGAUCAUCACACUCACUCACAGUCACAGUUACACUCAGAGCAUGAUCAGAGCAAUCCUUCCCUAAUUUCCCAGGCCUCUAGUGUCAUCCAACAGACUGGUGGACAAGUGAAGAACAUGGCACAAGGAGCAGCCGACGCUGUGAAGAACACUCUCGGGAUGAGUCCGGCCACCAACAGCCCUAGCAGCCCCGCUGGGACGGCCCGCUCGAGCAAGCCCGGUUCCAAGAAUAUUUAAAAAUGAAUUAUUUAAGAAGUAUUGGCCCAAUCUUUUCCAAUAAAAUAAAAAUGAAUCUUGUUUUCUGAUUGCUUUGGUUGUUUAAAUUUCUGAAUUUUGGGUAUAUUAUUGUACUGGAGACAUUUAUAAGUGUCUUAUAACCCCUAGUGAGGGUUUUUAUAUUAUAAAUUAGUCAUAAAAUUAUAUUAUUUAUUUCUUCUUUAUAUAAGAAAAAAGAAUUUCAAAUGUACGUACGAAUUCGAUCACAAGGUGUAGUGAAUUUUUUUAAGAAGUUUCUUAUAACA